Messenger RNA from Saimiri boliviensis boliviensis (Bolivian squirrel monkey), 2175 nucleotides. It is a transcript of the gene AKT3, whose product is annotated as AKT serine/threonine kinase 3. Gene Ontology annotation, molecular function: ATP binding; protein serine/threonine kinase activity. Gene Ontology annotation, biological process: protein phosphorylation. The record is from RefSeq and is a predicted model, not a curated record. NCBI's taxonomy places the organism in Eukaryota, Metazoa, Chordata, Mammalia, Primates, Cebidae.
GCUGCGGGGCCGCCGCCGCCGCCGCCUUUGCAGGCUGAGUCAUCACUAGAGAGUGGGAAGGGCAGCAGCAGCAGAGAAUCCAAACCCUAAAGCUGAUAUCACAAAGUACCGUUUCUCCAAGUUGGGGGCUCAGAGGGGAGUCAUCAUGAGCGAUGUUACCAUUGUGAAAGAAGGUUGGGUUCAGAAGAGGGGAGAAUAUAUAAAAAACUGGAGGCCAAGAUAUUUCCUUUUGAAGACAGAUGGCUCAUUCAUAGGAUAUAAAGAGAAACCUCAAGAUGUGGAUUUACCGUAUCCCCUCAACAACUUUUCAGUGGCAAAAUGCCAGUUAAUGAAAACAGAACGACCAAAGCCAAACACAUUUAUAAUCAGAUGUCUCCAGUGGACCACUGUUAUAGAAAGAACAUUUCAUGUAGAUACUCCAGAGGAAAGGGAAGAAUGGACAGAAGCUAUCCAGGCCGUAGCAGACAGACUACAGAGGCAAGAAGAGGAGAGAAUGAAUUGUAGUCCAACUUCACAAAUUGAUAACAUAGGGGAAGAAGAGAUGGAUGCUUCUACAACCCAUCAUAAAAGAAAGACAAUGAAUGAUUUUGACUAUUUGAAACUACUAGGUAAAGGCACUUUUGGGAAAGUCAUUUUGGUUCGAGAGAAGGCAAGUGGAAAAUACUAUGCUAUGAAGAUCCUGAAGAAAGAAGUCAUUAUUGCAAAGGAUGAAGUGGCACACACGCUAACUGAAAGCAGAGUAUUAAAGAACACUAGACAUCCCUUUUUAACAUCCUUGAAAUAUUCCUUCCAGACAAAAGACCGUUUGUGUUUUGUGAUGGAAUAUGUUAAUGGGGGCGAGCUGUUUUUCCAUUUGUCGAGAGAGCGGGUGUUCUCUGAGGACCGCACACGUUUCUAUGGUGCAGAAAUUGUCUCUGCCUUGGACUAUCUACAUUCCGGAAAGAUUGUUUACCGUGAUCUCAAGUUGGAGAAUCUAAUGCUGGAUAAAGAUGGCCACAUAAAAAUUACAGAUUUUGGACUUUGCAAAGAAGGGAUCACAGAUGCAGCCACCAUGAAGACAUUCUGUGGGACACCAGAAUAUCUGGCACCAGAGGUGUUAGAAGAUAAUGACUAUGGCCGAGCAGUAGACUGGUGGGGCCUCGGGGUUGUCAUGUAUGAAAUGAUGUGUGGGAGGUUACCUUUCUACAACCAGGACCACGAGAAACUUUUCGAACUCAUAUUAAUGGAAGACAUUAAAUUUCCUCGAACACUCUCUUCAGAUGCAAAAUCAUUGCUUUCAGGGCUCUUGAUAAAGGAUCCAAAUAAACGCCUUGGUGGAGGACCAGAUGAUGCGAAAGAAAUUAUGAGACACAGUUUCUUUUCUGGAGUAAACUGGCAAGAUGUCUAUGAUAAAAAGCUUGUACCUCCUUUUAAACCUCAAGUAACAUCUGAGACAGAUACUAGAUAUUUUGAUGAGGAAUUUACAGCUCAGACUAUUACAAUAACACCACCUGAAAAAUAUGAUGAGGAUGGUAUGGACUGCAUGGACAAUGAGAGGCGGCCGCAUUUCCCUCAAUUUUCCUACUCUGCAAGUGGACGAGAAUAAGUCUCUUUCAUUCUGCUACUUCACUGUCAUCUUAGAUUUAUUACUGAAAAUGAUUCCUGGACAUCACCAGUCCUAGCUCUUACAGAUAGCAGGGGCACCUUCCGACAUCCCAGACCAGCCAAGGGUCUUCACCCCUCGCCACCUUUCACCCUCAUGAAAACAUACAUAUGCGCAAACACACUCCAAUUUUUGUUUUUGCAUGAAAUUGUAUCUCAGUCUAAGGUCUCAUGCUGUUGCUGCUACUGUCUUACUAUUAGAGCAACUUUAAGAAGUAAUUUUACAACCUUUGGAAGUCAUGAGCCCACCAUUGUUCAUUUGUGCACCAAUUGUCAUCUUUUGAUCUUUUAGUUUUUCCCUCAGUGAAGGCUAAAUGAGAUACACUGAUUCUAGGUACAUUUUUUAACUUUCUAGAACAUAAAAAACUAACUAGACUAAGAAGAUUUUAGUUUAUAAAUUCAGAACAAGCAAUUGUUGAAGGGUGGUGACGUGCAUAUGUAAAGCACAUCAGAUCCAUGUGUGAAGUAGGCAUAUAUUACUAAGCUGUGGCUGGAAUUUAUUAGGAAGCAUUUGAGAGAAGGACUGAACAACUG